CAGGUCUGGGCUCACCGAGUUGGUACAUUUCAGAAAGAAGAUAUUUUAGUUUUUCAGGAGGAUGACGACAGUAUCUUUGUAGAUGUAGGGGCAACAAAGGAUCAUCGCUUUAUUACCAUCAAUGGAAACUCUUUAGCAUCCUCCGAAGUCAGGAUUAUUGAUGCUGGACAUGAUUUCUCGACUGGAGCUUUGCCAGAGAUGACGGUCAUUGCAGACAGAAUAGACGGUGUUGAGUAUUAUGUGGAUCAUCACGACGAUCACUAUUAUAUUCUAUCAAACGACAACCCAAACAAAAACUUCAGAGUGAUGCGCGCCAACCAGAACAACCCUGGUCGUGAGUCUUGGGUCGAGUUGAUGGAAGCAAAGGAUGGCGAAAAGAUUGAAGACGUCGAUAUAUUCAAGAACUUCAUGGUGAUUUAUGCUAAGCGUGAUGCAUUGCCUGUGAUUUCUUGUUAUCAUUUUGAGACUGGCACCAUUCAUGAAGUGCCAUUGCCGGAACAGUUCUGCACAAUCAACGCUGGCGUGAACCUUGAAUAUGAGACAGAUUCGUUUCAAUUUGUACUAAAUUCUCCCUAUGCACACGAAGCGACUUAUGAAUACGACAUAGCUUCAAGAGUCAUGACUCCCCUGCGUAUACCUGUAACAUUACUUCAUCGGAAGAAUAUGCAGCUGACCGGCAAAAACCCGACUUUGAUGCGUGCUUAUGGCGCCUAUGGGGUCCCGACAGACAUUGAUUUCAGAGUAGAACAUUUCCCACUUUUGGAGCGUGGCUGGAUCAUAGCGCUGGCGCAUGUUCGCAAAUUGGAACAAAAAAGAAACACAUUUACGGAUUUUAUUAAUGUGGCGGAAUAUCUUGUAAAAACCGGAUAUACCAAUCCAAGGCGACUUACGGCAGUCGGAGUCAGCGCAGGAGGACUUUUGAUGGGUGCUGUAUGUAAUAUGAGGCCAGAUCUUUUUCGAGCCAUGAUACUGAAUGUACCUUUCCUUGAUCCCAUGACCACAAUGCUUGACCCAGAGAUCCCAUUGACCCGGGUCGAAUACUUGGAGUGGGGCAAUCCUGCACAAUCCGAAAAGAUGUAUGACUACAUGGCCAGCUAUGCACCUUAUGACACUAUCCCAAAUUAUAAUGACUAUAAUAGUCGCGAACAGGAUAAGGACAAGGAUAUCAAUCCACCUGCUCUCAUGAUCUCUUGUGGAGAACGUGAUCAGCGGGUAGAUUAUACACAAUCAACAAAAUUUGUCGCACGUUUGCGAUCAAGGCUCGCUCCUUGGUAUGGUGCGAAUGGGAAAGAGGCAUGUGUACUCAUGAUUGAUGAAAAUAGAGGCCAUUUCGGGAACGGUACCCAAGAUGACCGCGUUAAAAACUGGGCAAGGGAGAUCGUGUUUCUGCUAAGUAGCGUUCAAAUGGAAUCAGGAGGCUUUGUAGCCCCAAGUCCCAAUAGCACACCAUUUACCAGCUAA
This is a messenger RNA of Lobosporangium transversale, 1461 nucleotides long. RefSeq names its product prolyl oligopeptidase family-domain-containing protein. NCBI's taxonomy places the organism in Eukaryota, Fungi, Mortierellomycota, Mortierellomycetes, Mortierellales, Mortierellaceae. Gene Ontology annotation, biological process: proteolysis. The transcript is spliced from 8 exons. The annotation marks the transcript as partial. The record is from RefSeq and is a predicted model, not a curated record. Gene Ontology annotation, molecular function: serine-type endopeptidase activity.